GUCCCAGGCAGUGCGAACAGGAAGGGGUGGGACCAGGCGGGUUGCGCUCGCAGAAAGCUAGUGUGCUGGAGCAGUUCAAGAUGGCAGCUACCAUAUUCCGGGCUGUGCUACGGGGCUCGAGAACCGGCGUCCUGCCGGACAGCGGGCUACGGCGGCUGAGCCAGACCCAGGAACCUCCUGAUUAUCGCAGCUUUGUGGAGUCUGUGGAUGAAUACCAUUUUGUGGAGCGCCUGUUACCCCCCACCAGCAUCCCACAGCCCCCAAAGCAUGAACAUUAUCCCACUCCUAGUGGCUGGCAGCCACCCAGAGACCUCCCACCCAACUUGCCCUACUUUGUGCGGCGUUCUCGGAUGCAUAACAUCCCUGUCUACAAGGACAUCACACAUGGCAACCGUCAGAUGACUGUAAUCCGGAAGGUGGAGGGGGACAUUUGGGCCCUGCAGAAGGAUGUGGAAGAUUUCCUGAGCCCACUUCUGGGGAAGACACCUGUCACCCAGGUCAAUGAGGUGACAGGUACCCUUCGGGUCAAGGGCUACUUUGAUCAGCAGCUCAAAGCCUGGCUCCUGGAAAAGGGCUUCUGAAGCCCAGCUGAACAUCCUGCAAGACAGCAUCCCCCUCAGACUGGAGUCCUGGGGAUCUCAAGAGGAGGGAGGUGGGUGUUGGAGCAACUAGGACAGCGGGUGCAGAGACCAGGGCUGAGGGCUUUGGAGCCGGCCUCGCUUGCAUAAAGGAGGAAAUGGGACUCUGCAUAGAUGCCAGCACUGGGAGAGGGCUGUCUAACCCAGGGGACCCACCAGGCACAGCCAAGCUAGUGGGGGGCAUUAAUUGCUGCACCCCCCCCCCA
Vicugna pacos (alpaca) is the source of this 844-nucleotide messenger RNA. It is a transcript of the gene MRPL49, whose product is annotated as mitochondrial ribosomal protein L49. The record is from RefSeq and is a predicted model, not a curated record. Gene Ontology annotation, cellular component: mitochondrial large ribosomal subunit; ribosome. Lineage: Eukaryota; Metazoa; Chordata; Mammalia; Artiodactyla; Camelidae. Gene Ontology annotation, biological process: translation. Gene Ontology annotation, molecular function: structural constituent of ribosome.